Lachancea fermentati is the source of this 1722-nucleotide messenger RNA. The record is from the annotation of a GenBank genome assembly. NCBI's taxonomy places the organism in Eukaryota, Fungi, Ascomycota, Saccharomycetes, Saccharomycetales, Saccharomycetaceae.
AUGUUAAGAUUAAGGCCAGCAUCUCGCUGUUCUCUAAAGCAUCUAUCGCCUACCAUAUGCACCAGGGCCUACAACUUCGAUCGCAAGCCUGUCUUGAAGAAGAUAGCUAACAAUGUCGACAUUUCGUCCUUCAAGGCUCUGGAUAAACUGCCCACCACAACUACGGAUUAUUUUACGCAACAUUCAACAAAGCAAAAUCCUGUUUUCUAUGAAACUGCGUCAUAUAUCAACAAUAAACUUUUCAAAUCAAAAGCGUCUGAGUGGUUCCCAGUCAAUGAUCCAGCGACGAAUGAAGUUGUUACGGAAGUUCCACAAUCUACCGAAGAGGAAUUGGACAUGGCCAUCGAAUCCGCUUACCAGACGUUCCACAACGGUUGGAAGCAGACCACCCCCAUCAAACGGCAACAAAUUCUUGCCAAUUAUGUGGAAAAAGUGAAGAACAAUUGGGAUCGCUUGGCUUCCACAAUUGUUAUUGAACAAGGUAAAUCAUUUUCAGAUGCAAGGAACGAUGUGCUUAGAGGCUUGCAAUGCGCAGAACAUGCUAUGGCUGGUGUACAUAUUGACAAUGCUCUUCUAGGAAGUUCUUUAGAGGUGUCGACCAACAUGUAUACUACAAUGUACCGUGAGCCAUUGGGUGUAAUAAGCUCAAUUUGUCCCUUCAACUUCCCAGCCAUGAUCACACUUUGGACAAUUCCCUACAUCAUCGCUACUGGUAACACUAAUGUAAUCAAACCAAGUGAGCGUUGUCCUGGUACCACUCUAUUAUUGGCAGAGUUAGCUGCUGAAGCUGGUGUUCCACCUGGGGUCAUCAACAUUGUCCAUGGUAAGCACGACACAGUCAACAAACUUGUCCACGACAGCAGGAUUGCUGCUGUGACUUUUGUCGGAGGCGAUCGCGCUGGUGAAUAUAUCUACAAGGAGGCCUCAGCGCUAGGCAAGAGAUGCCAGGCAAACAGGGGCGCCAAAAAUCACUCCGUUGUCGUGCCUGAUGCUGACAAAGAGCACUUCCUCAAUUCUAUCACAGCCGGUGCUUUUGGAGGUGCUGGUCAGAGAUGUGUAUCUACCGACAUUAUCUUCACUGUCGGAAAAGAAACGGAAGAAUGGAUUCCUGAAAUCGUCGAGAAGGCUAAGCAAUUCAAAGCGUUGCCAGGUUUUAUGGAUGGUGAUCUAGGUCCUGUAGUAACUCCUGAAUCCAAACGAAGAAUCAUCGAGAUAAUCGACGAUGCUGAAGCGAAGGGCGCAACCAUCUUGCUUGACGGUAGGAACUACACACCUCCUGUGAGCUCUGAACUGAUCGAUACUUAUUCUAAAGGUAACUUCGUGGGCCCAACAAUUAUCGACAACGCUAAACCUGGAAUGAGAUGUGUGGACGAAGAAAUGUUCGGCCCAGUUUUGGCAAUUAUGAGAGGGUAUACUCUGGACGAUUGCAUCGAAUACAUUUCUAGAAACAAGUAUGGUAAUGCUACAGCUCUUUUCACGCAAUCUGGAGCUUUGGCAGAGAAAUUCACCAAGAAUGUUGAUAUUGGUCAGAUUGGUAUCAAUGUUCCCGUUCCAGUUCCACUUCCAAUGUUUGGGUUCACGGGAACAAAAGCUUCAUUCCUUGGUGACUUAAACUACUACGGUAAGACUGCUUUCUACUUCCUAACGAAACCUAAAACCACGACCGCUUUGUGGAGAACCUCUACUCCCAAGGCCGAGAAGCCCAAUGUCAAUAUGGACUGA